UUGUUUUACGUAAUUUUUCAGAACGAUGAAGUAAAAAAAGAAAAAGACAAGGAGGAGGGCUGUGCAAAUGGUGGCGCGGCAGCUGUUAAAGUUGAGAAACUAAGCGACGUUGGACUGAAAACUGAUAUGUAUGCAAAACAUCUUGCUGCAAUGAAGGGACGAGGAAUACCGCCGAAUAGAGAUUGGACAGAUCAGGAAACACUGCUGUUAUUAGAAGGCCUGGAAAUGUACAAGGACGAUUGGAACAAGGUUGCAGAUCACACUGGUUCCCGCACACAAGAGGAGUGCAUUAUGCGCUUUCUGCAGCUGCCUAUUCAGGACCCGUAUCUAGAAGAAGGAGGCGCCGAAGCAGAAAUUCUAGGUCCGUUAGCUUAUCAACCAGUACCAUUCAGCCAGGCAGGCAAUCCAAUAAUGUCAACGGUUGCAUUUCUUGCUUCUGUUGUGGAUCCUCGAGUCGCUGCCACUGCCGCAAAAGCUGCCAUCGAAGAAUUCGCAAAAAUGAAGGAAGAAGUACCGCCGCUUGUUUUGGAAGCUCAUGUACGUAACGUGGAAGCGACGGCUGCAAAAGAUGGCAAAAUUGAUGGUAGCGCCGGCCUCAACGUUUCAGGAAUUGCCAAUGAUAAAAACAGGGAUAAAAGUUCCGAACCGGAGCAUGCUCAGCCGGCUGUUGAAACGAAAAGCUUUACUCCUUCAGCAGAGGAAAGUGGAGAGGCGGAAGAUGAAGCAAAAAAUCAGAAGGAACCGAGCAGCUGUUCUGUCACAGAAACUAUUCAGACAGCUGCAGCUGCUGCACUUGCUGCUGCAGCAGUCAAAGCGAAGCAUUUGGCGGCGAUCGAAGAAAGGCGAAUCAAAUCGUUGGUUGCGCAGCUUGUCGAAACGCAGAUGAAAAAGCUGGAAAUGAAAUUGCGUCAUUUUGAUGAAUUGGAAGGAAUAAUGGACAAAGAACGGGAAGCGCUGGAGUAUCAGCGUCAGCAGCUGAUUCUGGAACGGCAGUCAUUUCACAUGGAUCAGCUCAGAUACCUCGAACAACGAACGAAACACGAAGCACAGUCAAAACUGAUUGCAUGCGGUAGGCAUUUUUUUCCAACUUCAGCUUAA
Molecule: messenger RNA, 1098 nt
Organism: Gongylonema pulchrum
Lineage: Eukaryota; Metazoa; Nematoda; Chromadorea; Rhabditida; Gongylonematidae
Source: the annotation of a GenBank genome assembly